Molecule: messenger RNA, 772 nt
Organism: Ipomoea nil (Japanese morning glory)
Lineage: Eukaryota; Viridiplantae; Streptophyta; Magnoliopsida; Solanales; Convolvulaceae
Product: glycine cleavage system H protein, mitochondrial-like
Exons: 4
Coding region: 119-604 (161 amino acids)
Biological process (GO): protein lipoylation; glycine decarboxylation via glycine cleavage system
Cellular component (GO): cytoplasm; glycine cleavage complex; mitochondrion
Source: RefSeq, a predicted model, not a curated record
CCAUUUUCCUGCACCCUUUAUCCCCAUUAUAAUCUUCUCAUUCUUGUAGCUAUCCCUUUGUCUCCUCAAACUAAGCCCUGCAGGGAUAAUAAGAGUGUGAAGUUAAAGCUGCAAAACAAUGGCUCUCAGAAUCUGGGCUUCUUCCACAGCCAAUGCAUUGAGACUCUCCACUGCAGCUUCCUCCAAGCCUAAUCUCUCCCUCUCCAGAUGCUUUUCUUCUGUGUUGGAGGGGCUAAAAUAUGCAAAGUCACAUGAAUGGGUGAAGAGUGAGGGCUCCGUUGCCACCAUUGGCAUCACUGAUCAUGCUCAGGACCACCUUGGAGAAGUGGUGUUUGUGGAGCUGCCAGAAGUGGGUACUGCUGUUAAACAAGGCAGCGGUUUUGGGGCUGUGGAGAGUGUGAAAGCCACAAGUGAUGUGAACUCUCCAAUCUCAGGGGAGGUUGUGGAGGUCAAUGCUAAGCUCACCGAGGGACCCGGAGUGAUCAAUUCGAGCCCAUAUGAGGAUGGAUGGAUGAUCAAGGUAAAACCAAGCAAUGCAUCAGAACUGGGAUCCCUGAUGGACCCAAAAGAGUACACCAAGUUUUGUGAAGAAGAAGAUCACUGAGAUUCUACUUCCACUAACUGCCCUGCCUUAGUUUCAUGGUUGAUAUAUAUAUAUAUAUACACCAUGCAUGUCUGUACAAUGUAUCUCAGUUAUUCAAAUUUCUACAAUCAUCAAAAUCAUCACAUUUGGUUUUUUGACUUCAAUUCAACCAUUCUCUCACUCUAGCUA